Molecule: messenger RNA, 1383 nt
Organism: Symbiodinium sp. CCMP2592
Lineage: Eukaryota; Dinophyceae; Suessiales; Symbiodiniaceae
Source: the annotation of a GenBank genome assembly
AUGAUGUGGCCGACAAGUGUCUGCAAUGGGCGGCCGCUCCUGCCGGCGCCCGUCAAACAUACCUUCAGCCGACCGCGAGACUCGGCGGAGUGCUUCCGCAGAGCUUGGAGUGGCCAAGAACUGACACGAACGGCUUUGGUGGGUGGGGCGGUGAUGGGAUCCUGGAGAAGUCGAAAACUUGUUCGUCCACAUUGGUUCCUGGCGUGUCGCGGCCAGUGGCAGCAGCGACCGUUUUCUGGGGCAGUUCGCGUGCAAGUCCUCCUGGCCAUCUACUACCUUUAUUGCAUGAGCUUCCUUGGCUUCACCUGUGGCUUGCCGCUCGGCCCAGCUUUGACUGAACGCGGCUUGGAUGUCGGGGCCUUCACAUCGUGCUUUUUUCUAGGGCAGCUCUUGGGAAACAUAACUUUGCCGAUGCUGAGUGAGCGAGCUGGCACUGCACAAGCCUUGGUGGGAAGCUUAGCGAUCUCCGCGGCGGCAUGGUUUUACUUGGGCUUCGCUUUGCUGGAGAACGUGCCGCUAAAGUGGAUCUUUCUCGCACGGGGCAUCGCAGGCUUCGGCAGCGGCAUCGUUCCAGUCCUGCGAUCUUUCUUGGUCAAGAGCCUGCCCGACAAAGAUCAACUCUCUGCCAGCUUGGCUUACGGGGAGGCCGCCGGACAAAUCGCCUUUACUUUGGGGCCCUUCUUUGGAGGUGCAGUCGCGGACCUCUUUGGCCUGGCAAUUCCCUUCUGCUUCAUCGCGUUUCUCUGCCUUGGCGGUGCGCUGAUCUGUAUCUCGGUCCUCCCAAGGAGGGAGAGCCGUGAAAGGAAAGCGACGACACUGCAGAGUCCUGGGGAAGACCAAGCUCAAGCAGAAGGCAGCGAAGGCGCUUUCUGUUGGAGUGCUUGGCGGUCUCUCGGGGUCUCUUUGGUGCUCUCAUCCGUCAGAUUCCUCCUAAACCCCUUCAUCCCCUUUCUGCUUCUGCGGCAGUACCAUUUCUCUACAUCCAUGCUGGGCAGCACUCUGUCCCUCCUUUCUAUCUUCAUCUUCCUGUGCCAGAUAGGCCUGGUUCAGCCACUGAAGAGCUGGAUGGGAGUCAAGCAGACCUGUGCAUUAGGCAUCCUAUCAAAGGCGGCUGCUCUCGCGGUUCUGGGUGCGUUUCCUGCCUUGCUGGCUCCUGCAUUGCUGCUCUAUGCCUUCGGGCUUGCUUUGGCCUUCGCUGCAUUGCCUGGGGUGGUGGUGAGCACAGCACCUGAAAACCGGCGCAGCAGGUUUUUGGUGCUGGAGGCUUCCAUCUCAAGCUUUGCCAGAAUAGCAUCGCCCUUGGCCAUCGGCAUGUUGCGCUCGCAGGGAUCGUUCAACGCUUUGUCGGCUAUGCUGCUGGGCAGUUCUGCUCUUCUCCUGUAA